ACUGGGAACUCUCCAGGCCAGUUGUCCCUUGCGAGGCCUGGGGGCAGGCGGGCUGCAGCUGCGGGAUGGGCCUGAGCCCGACCUUGAGGAGGGAGUAUGGGCCCAGCCCCUCUAGGUUUCCACUGUCUGGUCUCAAGUCCUCCUCCAGAACCACUAGUACCGGGUCAAGUGACGAUCAACCUGCCAUUGGACGUUCAACCGUGCUCCACUCAGGUUUAACAUCAUUUUCCCCUCUUGAAUUAGAAGAAACGGUGGAAUCGCAAGCUUUGGUCCAGUACUUGCCCAAGCAGUCCCAGCAGGACAUGUUAGAACAAGGCCAAAGUGUCCAACAGGGGGAGAAACCUGUAAUUAACUUGGAGACUGCACUCAGCCCAAAGAGACCAGAGUUGAAGUCACCCAAGCCUGAGAGUGAAGGCAAGUUAGAAAAGCAAGCAGCUGAGGUCAAAAUAAGACCGAGACCUGGAGACCUGAUUGAGAUUUUUCGAAUUGGCUAUGAACACUGGGCCAUCUAUGUGGAAGAUGAUUGUGUGGUCCACCUGGCUCCGCCAAGUGACGAAUUUGAGGUCGGCAGUAUCACUUCUAUCUUCAGCAACCAUGCGGUGGUAAAAUAUAGUCGCCUGGAGGAUGUGCUUCAUGGCUGCUCCUGGAAGGUCAACAACAAGCUGGAUGGGACAUACCUGCCCCUGCCGGUGGACAAGAUCAUCCAGCGCACGAAAAAUAUGGUCAACAAGAUAGUGCAGUACAGCCUGAUUGAUGGAAACUGUGAGCACUUUGUCAACAACCUCCGAUAUGGCGUGGCCAGGAGCCAGCAGGUGGAGCACAUCCUGAUGGAAGGUGCAAAGGCUGCAGGUGCAGUUAUUUCAGCUGUCAUGGAGACCAUAAGGCCCAAACCUCUAACUUCCUGA
This is a messenger RNA of Castor canadensis (American beaver), 905 nucleotides long. It is a transcript of the gene Plaat5, whose product is annotated as phospholipase A and acyltransferase 5. Gene Ontology annotation, biological process: N-acylphosphatidylethanolamine metabolic process; regulation of cell population proliferation; regulation of transcription by RNA polymerase II. Gene Ontology annotation, molecular function: DNA-binding transcription factor activity; A2-type glycerophospholipase activity; glycerophospholipid phospholipase A1 activity. Gene Ontology annotation, cellular component: nucleus; cytoplasm. The record is from RefSeq and is a predicted model, not a curated record. NCBI's taxonomy places the organism in Eukaryota, Metazoa, Chordata, Mammalia, Rodentia, Castoridae.